Jaculus jaculus (lesser Egyptian jerboa) is the source of this 2075-nucleotide messenger RNA. RefSeq names its product autophagy related 16 like 2 (gene Atg16l2). The transcript is spliced from 18 exons. Gene Ontology annotation, biological process: autophagosome assembly; negative stranded viral RNA replication. Lineage: Eukaryota; Metazoa; Chordata; Mammalia; Rodentia; Dipodidae. Gene Ontology annotation, molecular function: protein binding. The record is from RefSeq and is a predicted model, not a curated record. Gene Ontology annotation, cellular component: autophagosome membrane. The coding region runs from base 1 to 1863 and encodes 620 amino acids.
AUGGCGGGCUCCGGCGCCCCCUGCGGCCCCGCCGCCCGCUGGAAGCGCCACAUCGUGCGGCAGCUGCGGCAGCGGGACCGCAUGCAAAAGGCACUUUUCCUGGAGCUGGUGCCGGCCUAUAACCGUCUCUUAGAGAAGGCUGAGCUGCUAGCUAAGUUCUCAGAAGAGCUGAAGUUGGAGCCAAACAGCGUCACCCCAGUCACUUACCACGGCUCCUGGGAGGAGCACUCAGGGCCUGCCUCUGAGCAAGUGGCAUCACCGGCCUCUCUGCGGGCGAAGUGGCAGCAGCAGGAGGAGGGACUACAGUUGGUGUGCGGUGAGAUGGCCUACCAGGUGGUGGAGAAGAGCGCAGCCCUGGGCACCCUGCAGGCGCAGCUGGAGGAGCGGCAAGACAGGCUGGCGGCUCUGGAGGCCCGCGUGGCGGAGCUGCGGGAGGCGCGGGCCCGGCAGGCCCGGCUGCUGGAGGAGCGGCGGGCCCGGAACGCCGCGCGGCGGGAAGCCUACGAGGCGCUGCGCGCGCGCGCCGCACGCCAGGAGGCGGCACUGCGCAGGCUCCAAGAAGAGGCGCGCGACCUGCUGGAGCGGCUCGUGCGGCGGAAGGCGUGCGCCGCGGCCGAGCGCAACCUGCGCAACGAGCGCCGGGAGAGGGUCAACCAGGCAUGGGUGUCCAAGGAGCUGAAGCAGGCUGCCCAGCAGAUUGUUAAUAUCAAUGAGAGCCCAGACAUCCUGGAAGAUGGGACCAGAGAGGAGACGGUGACUCUGACCCCUGCAGUUGAGCCGGAUCCCCAGGAGAGUGAGACUUGUGAGAAAUGGAAGAGGUCCUUCAGGUCUGCCUCAGCCACCUCCCUGACACUGUCCCGCUGUGUGGAUGUGAUGAAGGGACUGCUGGACUUCAAGAAGAGGAGAGGUCACUCAGUUGGGGGCUCCCCUGAGCAGCGAUACCAAAGCAUCCCUGUGUGUGUGGUCGCCCGACUUCCUACAGGAGUUCUGGAUGCCCUGGAGGCCCACCUGUCUGAGGUCAACGCUGUGUGUUUUGGCCCCAACAGUAGCCUUCUGGCCACUGGUGGGGCUGACCAGCUUAUUCACCUCUGGAACGUUGUGGGAGGUCGCCUGGAGGGCAAUCAGACUCUGGAGGGAGCUGGUGGCAGCAUCUCCAGUGUGGACUUCGACCCCUCAGGCUCUCAGGUUUUGGCAGCAACUUACAACCAGGCCGCCCAUCUCUGGAAAGUUGGGGAGGCACAGUCCAAGGAGACAUUGUCUGGACACAAGGACAAGGUGACAGCUGCCAAAUUCAAGCUAACGAAGCACCAAGCAGUGACUGGAAGCCGAGACCGGACAGUGAAGGAAUGGGACCUCGACCGAGCCUACUGUUCCAGGACCAUCAAUGUCCUUUCCUACUGUAAUGAUGUGGUAUGUGGUGACCACAUCAUCAUCAGCGGCCACAAUGACCAGAAGAUCCGGUUCUGGGACAGCAGGGGCCCCCAGUGUACCCAGGUCAUCCCUGUGCAGGGCCGGGUCACCUCCCUGAGCCUGAGCCCCGACCAGCUGCACCUGCUCAGCUGUUCCCGCGAUGAUACGUUGAAGGUCAUUGACCUGCGAGUCAGCAACAUCCGCCAGGUGUUCAGGGCAGAUGGCUUCAGGUGUGGUUCUGAUUGGACCAAAGCCUCGUUCAGUCCUGACAGAAGCUAUGCCCUGGCCGGCUCGUGGGACGGAGCCCUGUACAUCUGGAAUGUAGACACUGGGAAACUGGAGAACAGACUUCCAGGAGCCCACUGUGCUGCUGUCAAUGCUGUGGCCUGGUGCUACUCUGGAAGUCACAUUGUGAGUGUGGACCAAGCCAGGAAGGUGGUGCUCUGGUACUAGGGCCGCGACUCCCCUGCAUGGGCUGAAGAAACUGAAGAACAACCUCCGUCUGCUCAGGACCCCAGGGGCUGGGGUGGGGUGGCCUGCGGAUUUUGUGGAGAAGGCCCGGCAGGACCUGGCCUGUUUUUAAAAUCAAGGUGUGGGUUGGGGAUUACAGAUCUUAAAAAUAACCAAAAAACAAACUUAUUUUCCACAGAGUGGAAAAAACUUAA